CAUUCGCCGUCGCAAAGACAACCUAACAGGCGGAGCCACAAAGUCGACACUCAAGCCCCAAUUCGAAUCCCAACUACACACGAGCCUCGCCUUCGAAUCCGGCCAGAUCUCUCGUCAGAUUUCCUCUACAGCAGAAGAAACCCUUCUCCGGCCGGCUUCUGGCAGCCAUGGAUUCCGAUGAUUACACAGUCGAGAUGUUCUUCUUUCCCUAUCUGGGUGGAGGCCACUUCAUCCCAAUGGUAGACCUGGCCAGGCUAUUCGCAUCUCACGGCGUCCGCACCACCGUCGUCAUCGCGCCGAGCCACGAGGCUGUCCUCCAAAAAGCCAUCAGCCGGGACCAGCAAGCCGGCCUCGACGUCCAUAUCCAUACCCUCGAAUUUCCCUCCGGCGAGUCCGACAUCCCGGCGGCCAUAACCUCCGCUGACAUGUCCGCGCCGCCGUUUAUCGACACCUCCGCUCUCCAGCAACCCCUCACCGAGCUCUUACUCCGCCGGCGCCCCGACUGCAUCGUCACCGACACGUUCCAUCGGUGGGCCGCCGACGCCAUUGACGCCGUCGAGAUCCCCAGAAUCAUCUUCAAUGGCAACUGCUGUUUCCCGCGCUGCUGCGAGGAGAGCAUCCGCCGCCACUCGCCGCACGAAAAGGUCCGCUCCGACUACGAGCCCUUUUUAUUACCGGGUCUCCCCGACCCGAUCCAAACCAUGAGGUCUCAGCUAUCAGUCUACGUCCGAACCCGAACCGAGUUUCCGGGCAAGGCAUUGAACGCCGAGAAAAACUGUUUCGGCCAAGUGGUGAAUAGUUUCUACGAUCUAGAACCUUCUUAUGUCGAAUACUACAGAAACGAAAUGGGAAAGAAGCCAUGGCUUAUCGGCCCUGUUUCGCUCUGCAAUAGAAACAUUGCGGAUAGGGCCGAGCGAGGCCAGAAGGCCGCCAUUGACGAACAAACCAUCUUGAAUUGGCUCGAUUCCAAGACACCCAGAUCCGUUUUGUACAUUAGUUUCGGGAGCUUAGUUCGCUUAAAUUCCACGCAGCUUCUUGAAUUGGCGAACGGUCUCGAAGCUUCGGAUUGCUCGUUCAUAUGGGCUGUCGGGAAAAUUCUAGAUUCUGACAAUUGGGUUCCAGAUGGGUUCGAAGGUAGGGUGAAGGCAAGCGGCAGAGGGUUGAUGAUCAGAGGCUGGGCGCCGCAGUUGCUGAUAUUGGGACACGUGGCUGUGGGUGGGUUCUUGACGCACUGCGGGUGGAACUCGGCGCUGGAGGGCAUAUGCGCCGGCGUGCCGAUGGUGACGUGGCCGCUGUCGGCGGAGCAGUUUUAUAACGAGAAGCUGGUGACGGAUGUCUUGAAGGUUGGGGUUAAGGUGGGGAGCGAGGAGUGGGCGUUGUGGAACGAGGAGAGGAAGACAGUGGUGGGGCGGGAGAAGGUGGAGGCGGCGGUGCGGCGGCUGAUGGGUGGCGGAAAGGAGGCGGAGAUGAUGGCGAGGAGGGCGGCGGAGUUGGCGGAGAAGGCGAAGAGGGCGGUGGAGGAAGGUGGGUCGUCGUACGGGGAUGCGGAGAGUUUGAUUCAGGAGCUCAAGCAUCGCCGGAGAACAUCACACGCCACCUCCGGCACCGCCCCGAACAGGAGGUUUCCGGUGAAGUUCAGCUGCUCGAUGUUCUCAAGGCACGCCAGCGAGCACGGCAGCGGCCCCGUCAGGAGGUUGUUUCCGGCGUCUAUGACCGUCGCUUUCCUUAGAAACCCUAGUUCGUAUGGAAUGCAACCGGUGAGCCGGUUGUUCAAGAACAGAACCUCCCGCAACGUCGACGACGCCUUUCCGAUGCUGCGGGGGAUGGGACCAGUGAACCUGUUGUUGGCGAGAGUCAGUGGCCAUAUAUCUGAGUCUGAGGGCCUCGUGAUUGUGAAAAUGGGAAAUCCCCCAAAUGCAGAACUAAUUCUAGUUCGCCAGAUGGGCCAGCUGGCAGAUCGUUUCGGGCACAGGCCCAUAAAGCUGUCCAAUCUCGCAGGGCAAGCAGCCGGAGAGCCGGUUGUUCAGAAGCAACACCUCGAGGAGCGUCCUCGAAGCUUUUCCGAUGCUCCGGGGAAUCUUGCCGAGGACGUCGAGGUCCAGGUUGAAAACACGGGGCGGCACCGCGCCGGAAAACGAGUUGAAACGGAGGUCCAGGAAGGUGAGCUUGGUGGCGCCGAGGACUUCGACGGGGAAUUCUCCGUAGAGCUUGUUGUUGCUGAGGUCGAGUUCGAACAAGUAGCGGAGAUUGGCGAGGGUUCCAGGGACGGUGCCGGUGAAUUGGUUGGAGUUGGCGUGGAAGAGUGUGACGUCCGGCAGCUGGUCAAGGAAGCCGUGGAGGGAGAGGUCGGGGCCGGCGAGGUUGAAUCCGUUGAAGUUGACGCCGAUGUCGGGGCCGACCCAGGUGUUGGUGACGCCGAGCGGGUCGGAUCGGAUUCUUCGUUUGAGGUUUUGGAUCACCGGGUAGACGAGCUCGAUGCGCUUACUUUCGAAGGGGGACAACGGCGGAGGGCAGGGUGGUGGCGGAGGAGGCGGGCAGUCUGUCGAAGGAGACGGCGGAGAGUUGCUUCCGCCGCCAAUGAUGAUUUCUAUGGUUUCUCUAGCUGGGCCUGGGUGGUUGGCGGCAUGAGAAACAGUUGCGAGGAAGAAGAAGAAGAAGAAGAUGAUGAAAGUGAAGAAAGAGAUGGUGAUGGAGGGCAUGGCGGCGAUGGGCGAAACGAUGAUGAAUCUGGAUAUGGACAUGGACGCAUUGAUCUCUCUCUCUCUGUCGGUCAAUCUGUUAUUCAACCCAAACAGAUGAGUUCACAAUCUGACAAGCUUCACAUCUACCUCUUCCCAAUGUUUGAAUAUGGACACACGAUCCCAAUGAGAUUCAAGACCUCCAUCCCGCAACCUUAUCCCAGCCAUUCUCUCUUUCAUCAUCUUCAUUUCAGUUGUUAUUCAACCCAAACAGAAGCCAAGAUGAGCUCACAAUCUGACAAGCUUCACAUCUACUUCUUCCCAAUGUUUGAAUAUGGACACAUGAUCCCAAUGGUAGACAUGGCCAGGCUAUUUGCAGGCCAUGCUGUGAAGGCAACCAUUGUUUUGACACCUCUGAAUGCAGAUCUCUUCUCCAAAACAAUCCUAAGGGAGAGAGAACUUGGCCUCGAGAUCAGUAUUCGUCGCAUUAACUUCCCAUUUGCAGAAGCUGGGUUGCCUGAAGGAUGCGAGAAUGUCAGUUCCAUUACUUCUCCAGAAAUGUCCUCUAAAAUUCACAGGGCCACUGAGCUGCUUCAACAACCAUUUGAAGAGCUAUUAGAGGAGGAUCGCCCUGACUGCCUUGUGGCCGAUGUGUUCUACCCUUGGGCUACCGAAGUUGCAGGGAAGAUUGGGAUUCCAAGCCUGCUUUUCUUUGGAACCAGUGCCUAUGCACUUUGUGUCACUGAUGUUGUUCACCGACGAGAAUCUUACCAGAACGUUGAAUCAGAGCCAGAAGCCCUUCUUGUGACUGAUCUUCCACACACAAUCAAGCUGACAAAACGACAGAUAUUAAAUCAGAUAGGAGUUGCAAGCCAAAACCAAGUAGCUCAGUUCAUUGAAAAAACAAGGGAAGCAGAGUUGAGAAGCUACGGAGUAAUCAUAAACAGCUUUCACGAGCUAGAACCGGCAUAUUCAGAGUACUACAGGAUGGUGAUGGGAAGAAGGGCAUGGCAUAUUGGUCCUGUCUCACUUUGCAACAGAGACAAUGAGGACAAACUUUGCAGAGGAAAUAGAUCCAGCAUUGAUGAAGACAAAUGUUUGAGUUGGCUUGCGGCAAAGAAGCCAAGCUCAGUUCUAUACGUGUGUUUUGGGAGCCUUUCCCGUUUUUCAACUGCUCAGCUGCUUGAACUGGCAAGGGGGUUAGAAGCUUCUGGGCAGCAAUUUAUUUGGGUAGUGAGGAAGGAGGGAACAAAGGAAGAAGAAAAGGAAGAGUGGCUGCCGGAGGGGUUUGAGAGCAGGUUGGAGGGCAGGGGCUUAAUAAUAAGGGGUUGGGCGCCACAAGUACUGAUAUUGGAGCAUGAAGCAGUCGGAGGGUUUAUGACUCACUGUGGAUGGAACUCAGUCCUGGAGGGGGUCACGGCUGGAGUGCCGAUGAUCACAUGGCCACUCUCUGGCGAACAAUUUUACAAUGAAAAGCUGGUGACAGAAGUUAUAAGGGUAGGAGUAAGAGUAGGGGAUCCGGAAUGGUGCACAUGGCCAGAUGACAGUAAGGUAGAUGUAAAGAAGGAAGACAUAGAAAGGGCAGUGGAACAAAUAUUACUGGCAGGGAAAGAAGCUGAGGAGAUGAGAAGCCGAGCAAAGGCAUUAGGAGAAGCGGCAAAGAAGGCUGUUGAAAAGGGUGGAUCAUCUUACUCUAACUUGAAGGCUUUACUAGAAGAAUUGAAGUUGAAUUGGCACUGAGACAGUGAGUAGAUAUUGUCAUUCCUGAAGAUUGUUGUUAUCUGUUGCAUUCUUGAAUGAACUAAACUCUUUUAAGUUUUUCAGAAAAUUUUCCCUACUUUUCUAAAACAUUAAAUAUUUUUUUGUUCAA
Messenger RNA from Diospyros lotus (date-plum), 4548 nucleotides. RefSeq lists its product as uncharacterized. The transcript has 9 exons. NCBI's taxonomy places the organism in Eukaryota, Viridiplantae, Streptophyta, Magnoliopsida, Ericales, Ebenaceae. Gene Ontology annotation, molecular function: UDP-glycosyltransferase activity. The record is from RefSeq and is a predicted model, not a curated record. Bases 168 to 4418 code for a protein of 1416 amino acids.